CUAAAAUCCAAAAUGCUGGGACAACAAAAAGACAAUUCUGACCAGGAGGAUAUAAUCCACGAUCUCCAUGGCAACUCUGAAGACGAAGAAAUCGACGGUAUAGUAGCUGAUCCCAACUCACUUGAAUCUCUUACUGCUACUCUUGAAAAACUUGAUGAAAUAAUCGUUGAAAACCAAAGAGACGUCUUCAUGCUUAAUGAGUCUCUCAAACGUCUCAAACAAGAGAAAGAAGUAGUCACCAGAUACCUAGAGAAAUCCAAGGACCAGAAAUAGCACUCGUCGUGAAGACCUUCGUAAGAAAAAGGAAGCACUAGAAUCAAAACAAAACGAUGAGAACUCUGAAUUCCAAAAAGCCUUCACUGCUGAAAAAGAGGCUAUCAUUCAGACCAUGGAUCGCCAGAUCCAAGAAGAAGAGAAGGCCAAGACUGAGAUAGCCUCUGACCUGCAACGCAAAGGAGAGCUCAUGAAAGAAAUGAAGGAAUAUGACAAACAGAUGGCCCAACUUCGGAAGCAGAAGGAAGACUAUGACUCCAAACUCAGAAAGAUCAAGUACGAUUUCAUGCUCAAGAUGGCCAUUGAGAACGAGAAGUUACAAGUUGAACACAUCGCUAAUGAGAAGGAAGAGAAGGAUAAGGAUAAAGAAGAAGCCGAAACCCAAGUCAAACAGCUAGGAGUUGAAAUUCAUGAAAAUAACACCCAGAUGAAUGAGAAAUCCGUCCUUCAGAGGUACGAGAUUUCUAAGCUAAAUAAGCAAAAAGCUCAGAUCCUGAAGCUUAAUAAGAAUUAUAAGAGAGAUAUGAUGCUUAAUGCAGAAACUAUGGAAGAGUACUCCAAGAGGCAACAGACUCAGAAUAAGAAAAUUAAAUUACUCAAAUCCAAAAUUCAAAUUUUAGAGAAAUCUCUGUCCCAGAUAGUCCAGGAUUUUGAAAAAGAAAAGUCUAUGUUGAAGAAACAGAAUGAAGAGGUUAUAUCAGGCCAGAGGGAAGAGCUAGAUAUCCUAAGGGAGGACUCAAGACAGAAAACCAAGGAGCUCAAGAUGUUAAAGAGUCUCUCCAAUGUUGUUAUCCAGCAAAGAAGUGAUAUCGAGCAGUUCUUCUUAGAAGCACUUGAGCAGAUCAAAGAGGAGAUUAAGAAGAAGAUAGCUGAGGAAAAGAGUAAAUUUAGGGUCCCAGGCAGCCUUGGUUACACCAUGGGUUCUAUGGGCAAGACCAUGGGCUCACAAGAUGAGAAUAAAAGUUAUGCAGAUAAAGUAGAUCUGAAUGAUCUUGACUGGGAAGACAGAGAAAGAGUCCUGAGACUCCUAUUUUCCAAGAUUAAUGCUGGAGUGCACCCUUCACAACACUGGAAAGAUGUUGAAGGUGAAGGAGAAGAGGAAUCUCAAGCCCUUGUUGAGUUAGAAGAAUAA
Messenger RNA from Moneuplotes crassus, 1405 nucleotides. The record is from the annotation of a GenBank genome assembly. NCBI's taxonomy places the organism in Eukaryota, Ciliophora, Spirotrichea, Euplotida, Euplotidae.